Molecule: messenger RNA, 432 nt
Organism: Gossypium arboreum
Lineage: Eukaryota; Viridiplantae; Streptophyta; Magnoliopsida; Malvales; Malvaceae
Exons: 1
Coding region: 1-432 (143 amino acids)
Source: RefSeq, a predicted model, not a curated record
AUGGAUUGGUUAGUUGAGCACCGAGUUGGUUUGGAUUACGCAACUAAGAGGGUUGCUCUGAGGACUGUGAAAGAUAAAGAAGUGGUUAUGAUUAGUAAGCGUCGAGAUUAUCUAUCUAAUGUGAUCUCUACUCUUAUGGCUGAGAAAUUGGUUCAAAAAAUGUGUGAGGCGUAUAUGGCUUUUGUCAGUGUUUCAUUUCUUGGGGACUCUACUGUCGGGGAUAUCAAAAAAGUGAAGGAUUUUCUAGAUUUCUUUCCUGAGGAGUUACCGAGUUUAUCUCAAAAUCGGGAAGUUGGCAUUGAGCUUUUAUCGGGUACAACUCUGGUGUCCAUCGCUCCUUACUGUAUGGCACUGAAAGAGCUUACAGAGCUUAAGGCUCAACUUCAAGAGCUUCUGGAUUGUGGUUUUAUCUGCCCUUGUGUGUCUCCCUAG